AUGUCUGCUAUGUUUACGAAGAUUCUGUUGUUUGCCGCGUUUUUUGCUCUGGCCAGCGCCGCCCUGCUGCCUCGCAAAGCGGCCAACAGCGAAGACACCUUCGAUGCACAUCCUCGCUACUCCUUCGGCUAUGAUGUACAGGAUGCGGUGAGCGGCGAUGUCAAGUCCCAGCAGGAAACACGGGACGGCGACUUAGUGCAGGGCCAAUACUCACUGAACGAUGCGGAUGGCUAUCGGCGCAUUGUGGACUACACGGCCGAUGCGAAGCGUGGCUUCAGCGCUGUGGUGCGACGUGAGCCACUGAAUGCCGCGGCACCAGUCGCCAAACAGCUGAAAGUGGUUAUACCAAUGCCCAAACUGCAGCCUGUCCAGCCAGUGGUGGUUAGAAGCUAUGUCGCACCCACAUUGAUACACCAUGCGCCCGUGGCACAUGUUGUUCACGCAGCCCCUGCACCCACCCUUGUGUCCCACCACGUGCCAGGCCUGUUAAAAUCGCCGAUACAUGUUGCCCAUCCUCAAACCAUUUCAUAUGUGUUCCAGCACUAG
This is a messenger RNA of Drosophila novamexicana, 546 nucleotides long. It is a transcript of the gene Edg84A, whose product is annotated as pupal cuticle protein Edg-84A. The record is from RefSeq and is a predicted model, not a curated record. Bases 1 to 546 code for a protein of 181 amino acids. Lineage: Eukaryota; Metazoa; Arthropoda; Insecta; Diptera; Drosophilidae. Gene Ontology annotation, cellular component: extracellular matrix. The transcript is spliced from 2 exons.